CUCAACGACAAGAGUUUUGCCUUUAACAGUAGCAUAUAAUUGAACGGCAUACGUUUGUGUUCUGUUCAAUUUAAGAUUUGUUGUUGUUUAGUUCAAAGAGGGUCUUGUUUGUGUCCCAUAAUCAGCCACCCUUUUCGGUGGGUGUUUGCAAAGCUUCAAACUUUACCAAAUCUACUCUUUUCCUUCUCUCUCUACUCUCUCUUCCUUCUCUCUAAUGGGGUUCUCGUAAAUCCUGGUUGAGCUAGUUAUGAUGAAACCUUUGGGUUUUGAUUCGUCUUUUGUGGUUCAUCUUUUUGUGUAGAGACAAAUACACAUAAACACUUGACUCCAUGUCUACCAUGAAGAUCAAUUUCAAAGACCCAGAUCAUCUUUACUCUUCAUGGAGCUUUUCAAAGUUAAUGGCUUUCUUUUUUCUCUUAAUCUCCAUCUCCUACCUCUUCUAUUCCUUAAGAUUCGUUAGCCAUUCAUAUGAUUGUGAUCAAAACCCUCACAUUCCUAUUACUCAUGUAUCUGAUACCCCAUCUGAAGAAGAAUCCGCACCCUUAAAACCCUUUGAAGAAACCAACAUUUCCCACAUAGUGUUUGGCAUAGGAGCCUCGGCUAAGCUAUGGAAGCAUAGGAAAGAGUACAUCAAGCUUUGGUGGAGACCUAAAGAGAUGCGUGGAGUGGUGUGGCUUGAACAGAAGGUGAAAACUGAACAUGGAGAUGAAAGUUCCUUGCCCCCAUUGAGGAUCUCUGAGGACACUUCGAAGUUCAAGUAUAAGAACCCAAAGGGGCAUAGAUCAGCUAUUAGGAUCUCACGCAUAGUGUCAGAAACACUUAGGCUUGGGAUGAAAGAUCUGAGAUGGUUUGUGAUGGGGGAUGAUGACACAGUUUUUGUCACUGAAAAUUUGGUUAAAGUUUUGCAAAAAUAUGAUCACAAUCAGUUUUAUUACAUUGGGAGCUCUUCAGAGAGCCACUUGCAAAAUAUUUAUUUUUCUUAUAAUAUGGCUUAUGGAGGCGGUGGAUUUGCCAUUAGUUACCCUUUGGCUGUGGCAUUGGAAAAAAUGCAAGAUAGGUGCAUUCAGAGGUACCCUGGAUUGUAUGGUUCUGAUGAUAGGAUUCAAGCUUGUAUGGCUGAACUUGGGGUUCCACUCACCAAGGAGAGAGGGUUCCAUCAGUUUGAUGUGUACGGCAAUCUCUUUGGGCUGCUAGCGGCCCAUCCCAUUACACCAUUGGUAUCACUCCAUCACCUGGACGUGGUAGAGCCCAUAUUUCCAAAUGUGAGCCGGGUCCAAGCCCUCAAGCGGCUCAAGGGGCCCAUGAAGCUGGACCCGGCUGGGCUUGUGCAGCAAUCCAUUUGCUAUGACAAAACCCGGACCUGGACCAUAUCCGUUUCAUGGGGGUAUGCGGUUCAAAUUUUCCGGGGCAUUUUCUCUGCCCGGGAGAUGGAAAUGCCGGCGAGGACCUUCCUUAACUGGUACAAGCGAGCCGAUUACACCGCUUAUCCGUUCAACACCCGGCCCGUCAGCCGCCAUGUUUGUCAGAAACCGUUUGUUUAUUACUUGUCAAAUGCCAUGCACAAGGGUGCUAAUGACACUACUAGUCAGUAUGUUCGGGUAAACCCGAACCCGGAUUGCAAGUGGAAAAUGGAGGAUCCGACCCAAAUCAAAGUAGUAGAGGUUUACAAGAAGCCUGACCCGCAAUUGUGGGACAAGGCUCCUAGAAGAAAUUGCUGCAGGGUUCAAAGUUCUAAGAAGAAAGGAACUCUAGUGAUUGAUGUGGGGGAAUGCAGGGAAGAUGAAGUUGUUGAAUUGUAGUUAGAAGCCCUACAAUUGAUAAUUCUCAAUCAAUUGUUUGCUAUAUGUAUUUUCUUCCCCUUUAUGAAAUGAUUCACUUUUGGAAUUUAUUGGCGGCCAGUGUAGACAAAUGAGUGCUAGAAGUCUAAAUUAGAUUUUCCAUUUUCCUUAAAACUUGUAUUAUUUUUAACCUAAAGUUUAGGAUGAGAGAUGCUUGUCACAAGGUCAGAUUAGUCACAAGAUUUAGCACUUUAUUACCUUCUAAAUCUUAUCACUUAUU
Molecule: messenger RNA, 2058 nt
Organism: Abrus precatorius (Indian licorice)
Lineage: Eukaryota; Viridiplantae; Streptophyta; Magnoliopsida; Fabales; Fabaceae
Exons: 3
Coding region: 330-1799 (489 amino acids)
Molecular function (GO): acetylglucosaminyltransferase activity
Source: RefSeq, a predicted model, not a curated record